Molecule: messenger RNA, 6586 nt
Organism: Haliotis rubra (blacklip abalone)
Lineage: Eukaryota; Metazoa; Mollusca; Gastropoda; Lepetellida; Haliotidae
Exons: 23
Coding region: 109-3237 (1042 amino acids)
Cellular component (GO): nucleus
Molecular function (GO): protein binding
Source: RefSeq, a predicted model, not a curated record
AUUUACCGGCAUGUGGUUUUGUGGAAGUCAGAACAUCCCAUGUUGUUUACACAAUAAUAAAAAGCAAUAACGAUGGAGGCAUGGGUGUGGUUAAAGAAAUAACACAAAAUGAGUCGGGAAAAACCGUCGCUCCCAUUUGGCUGGAUUGUGAAACAGUCGUCAACAUACCCAGAACGUGUGUACUACUUCAACACUCACAGCGGAGUGACAACAUGGGAAAUGCCUCAUCUUGUCAAAACUAACCAAGUGGCUAAGCCUGCAGCUCAUCAAGCAGGAAGAAUGCAGUUCAGUCCACCAUGCAGUCCCCGCUGCUCUCCGACCGAUUCCUCAGAGGACUCCCCGUACUACAGUGAAGAAGAGAAACUUGACCCCAAGAAUGAACCUGUGUUUAGUCAGUUCCAGAAGAACAUCUAUGAUCAUGUCAUUUCCAACUCGCCAUCUCACAACAAAGAUGAACUUGUAAAGCCUGUCAAAGAAGAAUCUUCACCUGGACAUCUGCCAAAGGUAUCACCUGGAAAAUGUCCAGAGAACACUAACAAGCACAAGGAUAGGGAGAAAGUGUUUGUGAAGGAGUUUAAGUCUAAGCCUGAUGAGAAAGUUCCUCGGGUUAAAUUCAAAAUAGAGACACCUGUAUCAAAAUUAGUGUUGAAAAAGGAAGUGAAUGACAAGUCAAGGAAGUUUGCACAAGCUGACCGGCAACACUCCUUUUAUAUUUCCAGAGUGUUAUCAGAAAUCAGAAAAGGUGUUGAGUCUUCUGAUAAUGUUAAAACUUCCAAGAAGAAAGUGUCGUCGAAAAGUGAUUCUGUUUCUAGUAUUCAGAGGAUGGAGCAAUACUCAUCACCACAUAGGAGAGAUGCUGGCAAGAGAGAGGUGGUCAGUUCAUUUCAGCAAAAGAAAACAGAGGACAAAUCUCCUCUUCCACAGAGGAGAGAUACUGGCAAGAGAGAGGUGGUCUGUUCAUCUCAGCAUUUCAAAACCCAAAAUACAUCUCCUCUUCCACAGAGAAGAGAUGCUGGCAAGAGAGAGGUGGUCUGUUCAUCUCAGCAAAGGAAAACAGAGGACAAAUCUCCACUGCCACAGAAGAGACAUGCUGGCAAGAGAGAAGUGGUGUGUGCAUUGCAGCAUAAAAUAACGCAGGACAAAUCCCCUACCUCUGCUAAGGCAGGUCAGUCUUCUAAUCAAGUGCUAUUGAAACAGGACAUAGUGCGUGAGAGCAUACGUAGUUCAUCGAGCAAAGGUUUGUUGACACGUAAAAGAAGGAUUUCAAAUUCUUCCACUGAUGAUGUUGUACCUGAAAAAAUUGCGGCAAAAGGUACAUUGUCUUUCAGAAUAUCAGUUGGAGAGAAGAGGAAGGUUAUAUUAAGUCCUGAAAGAAGGAAGACUGCUAAAAGUAGCCGACAUUCAUCGGGUGAUUCAUUCGACCUGAAUGUGGAAGAUGAAACGGUAGCAGAACAUCUUCACCUUGACAAUCAAACUACCUCAAGUGUUGGUGUUCAAUCAUCUGUGUUUGAAAGAUUGAAUGUUCCAAGUAAAGUUAGUCCAUUGAGCAUUCCAGGGAGAGACCCUGCAGUCAGGACACAGAAACCUAAUCAUCGACCAGACAUCAGGAGGGUGGUCUCAUCGGACAGUGAGCCUAACACUAACAACAGCGCCCCUGGAGACCCCCCCGGGGCUUGCCCCCCAUCACAGGCAGAUAGACUUGAUCGUGUCCAAGAGUGGGUAGAUCUUAUCAAGGGCUGUCAGGAGGUCCAACCAGAAACACCGGUUUGGUCUCAGGCUCCUGAUUCAGUGCAAGCCUUCCAGGGACAUCCCCAUAAUGAGGCAGAGAUCUGUGACAUGGAGGUGGACGAAGACACAGAUGAGGAACAGAUGGUUAUAGAUCUUCAAGAAGUCAGAGGAGAGUUGGAGCUCAGUUCUAGUCAGUCAGAGUUUUACCUGUCUCCACCAUGUCCUGCUACACAGAGUGAAACAGUCUCACAGGGCCUCUGUCUGGUGGUGGACACAAGUGUGAUGAUCGGUCAUCUGAAGCCUCUCUCUGACCUGCAUGAUGAGGAAAUACAAGGGUUCGGGCUGCCAACGCUGGUGUUUCCCUGGGUGGUGCUGCAGGAACUCGAUGCUCUCAAGGACAACCGGGCACGGCUCUCUCUUUCCAUGAGCUGUCAGAGCAAGGCGAGCCGAGCUGUGAAGUACAUCAAUGCCUGCUUCACUGGGAGACACCCCAGAGUAACAGGACAGUCUCAUAGGGAGGCUGCGGAGACGGUGGAGGGGCUGGAGAUUGAAUGUAAUGAUGACAGGGUACUACAGUGUUGUUUGCAGUUCAGAAACAAGUUUCGGGCUUCCAAUGUGAUUCUUCUGUCAGAGGAUGUCAACCUGUGUAACAAAGCCAUGAUGUGUGGACUGGAAGCCGGCAGCAUCAAGAAUAUCCAUGAAAUCUUGGUUCUGUCAAAUGCUGUUCAAGACCAAAGAAGCAAUCAAGAAUCAAAUGUAGCACCAGAGAUAGCAGUCAUGUCACAGUCAUAUCCCCAACCAGGGUCACAGGGGCCACGCCCCCACAGCCCCUCACUCACACCAGACAAACACCAUCAAACAACAUCAGUCACUCCUUGUCGUAAGGUGAACCGAGUCCAGAUUGAUGAAAUGGUGGUGAAGGUCAAGGCUGUGGUCAAGGACACACUUGGUCUGGUUCUUGAGACUGAGAUGAAAGCAGCAUAUGACGACAUUUGGAAGUCUGUUGUCUACAGAAAGCCCCCCUGGUCUGCUGUAGACAUCAUGGAAUCCAUCAAAAAGCACUGGAUGGCUGUGUUCGGUAUGAUCCUGCCUAAACAUAUAUCAGAGACUGUCAGCUCCAUCACCAGCAAGUUCCAGCCCUACAAAGUUCCCCUGCUGAGGAGCUGGGAGGUGCUGGAGCUGAUCAAGGAGCUGAUGCAACUAUUGGAGGCACUGCAGAAACAUUCCAGCUAUAAGGGCAGAGUAAGCAUUUCCAUCGACAAACUGAAGGCUGUGCAGAUGCAGAUGCAGCACCUGAAGACAACAUCAACACCAUCAACACCAUCAACACCGUCAUUAUCAACAGCUACACAGUUACGAACAUUCACAAACAAGCCUGUGGCCAGUCAGUCAUCCAGACCGACACAAGUCUAUGUAGACCGUCCUGAUCCAUCCGCCUGUACAGAUGUCACUCCGACUUCCUCAACGUUCGUCACAACCAGGCUCCGUACCCACCACCUCCGACUUUGAUGUCAAACCCUCCAUUUCCAGUCUAGCAGCAUCCAGAAUGAAGGCCAGACCUAAAGCCUCCAACAUCAACAACACCAUCACCACUGCCACCACCAGUACUGCCACCGCUGAACAGGCUGAUCACCCACAGGAUCUGACUGUCGUACACAACUGUUUCCAGCUUGUGUGGGCUAAUGUGUACCAAGUGUGUGUUGAGAUCGAGGCCUCCCUGCAGCAGUCCGUCAGCAAUGACUACCUCAGCCUACUGACCCGCCUCACCAGGAUCAUCAAGGACCUUCGAUAUGAGUUUGCCCUAUGUCUUUCAAUUUCUCCCGUAUGAAAUUCCUAAUGAGAGAGAGAAGUUUCAAAACUUCUGUGAUCAGCUGAACACAGUAUUUGUUAAGCUGAAGCAUAAGCCAGUAGUGUUCGAGUCAGUUACAGUUGAUGCAUUGAUGUCCUUCUUCCGUAACACAAGCAACAGGCCCAUCCUUCAGUCCGGUUUGAUUCAGCUGGACAACAUCAUCCGCAGCCUGUACGAACUGGUGAAGAAGCUGCCUGACUGAUGUUACUGGAUCUUACUUGGUGCUACAUGUUGAAGAUACGUGGACAUGUCAACCAUUAGGACCCUGAACUAUUGCCUGAAGGAUCUUACUUGGUGCUGCAAGUUGGAGAUACAUGGACAUAUCAUCCAUUAGGACCUGACAAACGGACAGACUGACCAACAAUCAUCCUGAACUGUUGCCUGAAGGAGCUUACUGGAUCUUACUUGGUGCUGCAAGUUGAAGAUACAUGGACAUAUCAACCAUUAGGACCUGACAAACGGACAGACUGACCAACAAUCACCCUGAACUGUUGCCUGAAGGAUCUUACUGGAUCUUACUUGGUGCUGCAUGUUGGAGAUACAUGGACGUAUCAUCCAUUAGGACCUGACAGACGGACAGACUGACCAACAAUCAUCCUGAACUGUUGCCUGAAGGAUCUUACUGGAUCUUACUUGGUGCUGCAAGUUGAAGAUACAUGGACGUAUCAUCCAUUAGGACCUGACAGACGGACAGACUGACCAACAAUCAUCCUGAACUGUUGCCUGAAGGAUCUUACUUGGUGCUGCAAGUUGAAGAUACAUGGACAUAUCAUCCAUUAGGACCUGACAAACGGACAGACUGACCAACAAUCAUCCUGAACUAUUGCCUGAAGGAUCUUACUUGGUGCUGCAAGUUGAAGAUACAUGGACAUAUCAUCCAUUAGGACCUGACAAACGGACAGACUGACCAACAAUCAUCCUGAACUGUUGCCUGAAGGAGCUUACUGGAUCUUACUUGGUGCUGCAAGUUGAAGAUACAUGGACAUAUCAACCAUUAGGACCUGACAAACGGACAGACUGACCAACAAUCACCCUGAACUGUUGCCUGAAGGAUCUUACUGGAUCUUACUUGGUGCUGCAAGUUGAAGAUACAUGGACAUAUCAUCCAUUAGGACCUGACAAACGGACAGACUGACCAACAAUCAUCCUGAACUGUUGCCUGAAGGAUCUUACUGGAUCUUACUUGGUGCUGCAUGUUGAAGAUACAUGGACAUAUCAUCCAUUAGGACCUGACAGACGGACAGACUGACCAACAAUCAUCCUGAACUGUUGCCUGAAGGAUCUUACUGGAUCUUACUUGGUGCUGCAAGUUGGAGAUACAUGGACGUAUCAUCCAUUAGGAACUGUUGCCUGACUGAAGGUAAUUGAGGAUCAGACAGAUGGAACAUCAGGUUGGACAAUCUUCCUGAACUUGUUGUUGGAUCUGAAUGGUAGAUGAUCAUCAGACAGAAGAUAACUGCAGUUUCCUAUGACAAUACUAACCAAACAGUUUGAAAUCAGGACAACUUGGGUCAAUCAACAGACUUGAAGCUUUUACAACAUGUACAUUAUGAACAAUUUGUUGACUUCUUGAUGAUGGGGGAAAGUUUUGAGCAGUUCAGUGAAUGCUUAGUUCCUUUCUAUCAGUUUUCUCAAAUGACUUUAUACGGUAUGUGCCCUGCCAAAAAGAUAUGUUUCUUAGCAACAUUGUGAUAUUUGUUGAAUGAUCUUCCUUGUUGACAUGGAUUUGAUGGAUGGAUGUGUUUGGAAUACAUGACUUAUGUUUGUUAAAUGUUGAGUGAACAUGAUGUUUCUUUAUCAUAAUAGUCCAUGAUAUUAAUUAGGGCUGCGACAAUUCGGUUCAAUUCAUCGAAAAUCGAAUGUGACACCUUAGUUUCGAUUUUUGAUAACCAUUAUCACUAUUUAGAUUAGAUAUUUGAAUACCUAUUUAAAUUAUUUCCAUGCAGCCAGAACAUAAUUUUGACUCCCAAGUCGAGCUACUUCGAGCGCUCAAAUAAGGCGAAACAUGACUGGUUGAUCCCGGGCUAAUUAUCUAGUGAGAAUUGUUGUUAGUAGACAUCGCCAAGUUGACGAUGGAUUUCACACUAAAAAGCCUACUCUGAGAAUUAAUGAAAUUUGAUGUUUACACUUGUAGGAAGAAUCAAAUCGAAAAUGAUCGAAUCAAGGGUCCAAUAUCGAAAAUCGAAUUGAAUCAAGGAUGGGUGAAUCGUUGCAGCUCUAUUAUUUAUGUGUCAAAUGUUGGUUCUUUAGCAGUUUGUUGUUUAAAUCAUGGACUUGAAGAUUAGUUUAUGGCAAAUUUUAUGUUUAGGAUUGUAUCUUUAAAGUUACUUUGUUACAAUGUUUUAUAGUGGAUGUUUGAAGCAUUGUCAGUUUUAAGUUGUAUGUAAACAAGAUGCAUUUAAUAUUAUUUAGAUGUUUUACCCUACUGCAGUUCAGGAUCCUUUUUUUAUGACAAGUAUGGUAGUGUUGAUGGUGACAUGUCUGUACUUAGCUGCCAUAACCAUAUCUCUGUGCAUUUCUCUCUAAAAGCAUCUUGACAUCCACUUUGGGAUAUUGUCCUAUUGUGUUGAGCAGCACAGGGAUGUAGUUAUCUCAAGAAGUCUGUAGUGAGAGUACCCAUGAAGAUCCGGGUUAGAAUGGGUCCUAAGCAACCCAUGCUUGUCAUAAAUGCGACUAACGGGAUCGGGUGGUCAGGCUCACUGACUUGGUUCACAAGUGAUUGUAUCCCAGUUGUGUAGAUCGAAAGCUGGAAAAUUGCUGAGUGCAGUGUUAAACAACAAAGAACCAACUUUUGUGAGAGAACUAUGAGUGAAUGUUGGUGUAUGCCCCAGUCUGCUGUAUAGUAAAUAUGUAAAUAUUCAAGUUCUGCAGACAAACCAUUGGUUGAUAUUAUAAGCAGCAUUCUAGGAUACAAGGACACACAGUCAUUCAGGUUACAUAUUGUCCUCCUCAUGGGGACAGGUGAUGUUAUCACAGUUUGGAAAUUUUAGUGUUAAUGUGACAAUAAUU